Molecule: messenger RNA, 390 nt
Organism: Penicillium daleae
Lineage: Eukaryota; Fungi; Ascomycota; Eurotiomycetes; Eurotiales; Aspergillaceae
Exons: 1
Coding region: 1-390 (129 amino acids)
Source: RefSeq, a predicted model, not a curated record
AUGUCAAGUCCAUUUGGCCAAAAUCAAAAUACUCAUAAAUCACCUACCGAGCUAGCUGCUGCUGUGGCCAUGAGAGAUAUGCUAGCGAGCACCCACAUUUCUUUAGAGUCUCAUCAUGUGACCUCAAGUUUCCCUCAUCGCCACAUAGUUGAUGAUCAUCGCCGCACGGUUGAUGAAAAGACGGGAGAGAAACUGCUUAGUCCCAAUGCAGCAUGGGAUUUCAUUCAGUCGCAUGAAUUCUUCAAGAAAGGAUUGGUGGAUAUUGCCGUUGUUAGAAAUUAUUUGCAAGGUCACGCUCAAUGUGACGGGCAGGGACCAGCCUUCCCUGAAAGUGUCGUCCGGAAAGCUGUCGAGGAGAGCGUCUCUGACGGCAGUGGGGGAUUGAUUUAG